AUGGAUAAGGUUAAACGAGACAGGAGAAAGACCCUAUCUAUUUCAAACAUACGUUUUUCUUCAAGAAUCAUGAUGAGUUCCUGGCCAAAUCGUUCUGGAUGGUUCAGAAGAUUCCGAUCUUCAAAAGAAAAAGAAUCGUUCGAAAAUGAGAAAAAUGACAUCGAAAAGAAUCAAAGUGAUAUUUUUGCGCUGCGGUGA
This is a messenger RNA of Caenorhabditis briggsae, 198 nucleotides long. NCBI's taxonomy places the organism in Eukaryota, Metazoa, Nematoda, Chromadorea, Rhabditida, Rhabditidae. The record is from RefSeq and is a predicted model, not a curated record. The transcript has 2 exons. The coding region runs from base 1 to 198 and encodes 65 amino acids.